UUCGUUAUUGUUUGCAACUUAUUUGGAUGUUCAACGUUCUUUGAUGAACUCAAAUGGAUCAAGUUUUUCGUCUCUAUCGAAAGAUGGAUUUUGGUCAAUGAAAACCCCACGGUACAAUACUCUAGUUUACCUUACACGGAGGACUGUCAUGUAGAGAAUUCGUUAUAUCUGUCCACAUUCUAUAAACAACCCGCAAAUUUUCUCGAGUCAACACAUCCUCCUGUCGAUAAAUUGAAUAGCUCCGCGGAACCGUAUGUAAAACCUGUCUAUUCUUUGAAAUCUCAAUUCCAGCCUUUACUUUGUGAAGCAAGUGAUAGUUAUUUACAAAAAAUCAACCAGUUUUUUCCCGUUGAUUAUCUUUAUACAUCCAUGUCCAAUUCAACUUCGUACGGAUUGGACUCUCCUAUGUUACCUGUUAACUUUGUUCAACGGAAUCAAGGAGUAUGGUCUUCAUCCCCAUUAACAAAUGGUUCCAAAACAUUUCAAGAUUGUGGUGCAAUUGUCUCAAGUUCUCAAGUGAAAUCUUUACCUAACCCUAUCAAAGAUUAUCAAAGUACAUCGGUGGUACAUUCUUAUAAUCUUCCUGAAGUGUAUACAACUUGCUCAUCAACUCUAAGUUCGAAUUCUCCAUGUUGCUCGGAUUCAAAGACGAUUGGUCAUGAUAGAGCGAAAAAAAGGCGUUUAGGUAAAAUGCAAACUUCAGUAAAUGAUGAAGAAGUCGUUUUUGAAAAAUACACUUAUAAUAGAACAUGCCGUAAUGAAACCAACUCAGGUGAUACAAAUUCAAUACAUACAUCUACUUUUCCAUGUCAUUCUAUUGAAGAAUCGAUUUCAUCUGAGUGCCAUUUAGAAAAUCAUACAAUCGAUUUUUCUAAUGGCUUUAAAAAUGUCGAUCAGCAUAAAAUAAUGGAAACGACUUGUUUGACUGAGCCUCAAUUAACAAGAGAUAUGUCAAACGUUUCUACAACGUAUUUAAAGCGACCAUUUUUACCAUGCAUCAAUGUGUUCUCAAGAUGUGGUGGCGUUUCAGGUUCGCGGCCAGCAGUAGAAGAAGAUUUGUCCUUAGUGUCAAAUGGUCCGUUUGAUGGUUUACCGAAAAAUACAGAAUAUCGAGAUCACCUGGACUCAAAUGAGUUCACUUCAACAAGAACAUCGUCUUUCACAAAACCAUGUUGUGUUCCAUCGAAUUAUUCAGCUGUUGUUCAAUCUUCCGCGCCUCUAGAAGAACUUGUUUGUCCCAUUGUCUCAUCAAAUCCAUCACAUUUUCAGUCAAUAAAUGAAAUGAUUAAUGAAAAUGAUCUCAACUCAACUCCUUCCUCAGUAUCGAAAGAAACAAAAAUUUUAAAUCAAAUGACACCAACAGAAACAACUCAAGAGUAUACACAGGGAAAAGAGAAUGUUUCAGAAACUUCAAUAGACUAUACCGAUUCUAAGCGAAAUUUACCGACAAAUGAAAAAAUUUUAGCUGAAAAAAAAGCAAUGCAUGAUCAAGUUUCCGAUCAAGAACUUGCUGUUUUAUGUAAAACACUCACCCCCUCGUCCACCAAUUCACCUAUUGAAGGUCAUGUAGCCGUAUCCUUAGCUCUAGGUUUGGUGAAAAUCUAUGAUAGUAUCUUUAAUGAAGAACAUCAAUUAAAACAACGUCAGCUGGAUAUUCUUGUUACUCGCUUUAUUCCAGCAGUGUGUUCCGAAGCUUCGUCCCCUUUUCAUUUAUCUGGUUCACUAUUCCAAACAAUGUUAGGUAGUGCUUUACAAGUCUAUGCGAAAUCAUGGAAUGAAUUGAGUACAUCACAGUCUAAUUUAAUUAAGACUGUUGAAUCGCGUUCGUUGCAGUGUACCGAAACAACAACAAUGCUUGUUCGAUGUACUGCCAUUUUUUGCUCAGCUCUAGAUCAUUUUAUUCUUGAUUGGUUAUCGCAACUACAAUUUUUAGGUGAUUCAGUUCCUAUACCCGUUUCUAAGAAACAAGUAUACGAAAAAUUAGUCUUAAAAUUUUUUGAGCCAGAUAUAUUAGCUCGCCGUAAUCAUCGAGUUCAAGCCAUCAGUGGGCUUUUCUGUACACUCCCUGAUAUUAUAUUAAGAAAAGCUAAUCCCGUGUCGUAAUUAAAAAAAAAAUUUCAGCUUGUUUUUAAUUUCAAAUUCAUCGUCACAAAUCUUUACUUUUUUGGACAUGUGAUAAAAAAAUAGCGUUUUUUUGAGUUCGCAAUAAAAAAAAAUAAAAAGACGUUGUUGGAAACCGAUAUAUUUUUUUUUUUUACCGAUUUUUUUUUUAGUUCACUAUUUUUUUUUAGUCUUCCUCUUCAUCAAUGACAAGGUCCACAUAACCCUCGUCCGUCUCCAUGCAAAAUGCCAUAUCAGUUAACGUUUGAAUAGUGUCGCGUAAAUCUUGUUCUUCUACAUAACAAAAAGAACCCAAAAAUUAAUUUUUUAUAUAAACGAGAUUUUUGUUUUGUCAAUUCAUUUAGAAUGUUUUCAAUAGUGUUCAAUGCAAAAAAAAAAAAAAAAAAGACUUACGAAACAUGCCAGAAAAAUGUUUAAAAA
This is a messenger RNA of Hylaeus volcanicus, 2541 nucleotides long. RefSeq lists its product as uncharacterized. The transcript has 9 exons. The record is from RefSeq and is a predicted model, not a curated record. The coding region runs from base 370 to 2103 and encodes 577 amino acids. Lineage: Eukaryota; Metazoa; Arthropoda; Insecta; Hymenoptera; Colletidae.